This is a messenger RNA of Magnolia sinica, 1560 nucleotides long. Its product is annotated as ribosomal RNA small subunit methyltransferase, chloroplastic. Gene Ontology annotation, cellular component: mitochondrial matrix. Lineage: Eukaryota; Viridiplantae; Streptophyta; Magnoliopsida; Magnoliales; Magnoliaceae. Gene Ontology annotation, molecular function: rRNA (adenine-N6,N6-)-dimethyltransferase activity. Gene Ontology annotation, biological process: rRNA methylation. The transcript has 10 exons. The record is from RefSeq and is a predicted model, not a curated record. The coding region runs from base 137 to 1144 and encodes 335 amino acids.
UAUUCAUCUCGCUUAAUCCAUUCCUUCACUUUUCAGUUUUCAGUCUCCUUCCCUCAGAACCGGUUUAAGCAGGCGUGUGAAGAAGAAAAGAAGCCGGUUCAUGAAAUCUGCCAUCUUCUUCUAGUAAUCAACAGCAAUGCCUUUUCUCUUGCAAUCCAUCCACCCUCUUUCUUUAUCCCAUCCGUCAACGACGACUCGGAGAUUUCGGCUCCGCGUUCCGUCUCUUAAACUGCCCAAAGGCAGAUGCAUCUGCGCUGCUGGUGGUAGAAGCGAUGAUGAUUAUCACGCCACUCUCAAAGCUCUCAAAUCCAGAGGCCGCACUCCAAGAAAGUCUCUUGGCCAGCAUUACAUGUUGAGCUCUUCCAUUAACGAGCAGCUUGCCAGUGUAGCUGAAGUUAAAGAUGGAGAUGUUAUCCUUGAAAUUGGGCCUGGAACAGGGUCUUUGACUAACGUCCUUCUAAAUGCUGGUGCAACAGUCAUUGCAGUUGAAAAGGAUCAACACAUGGCCAUGCAUGUAAGGGACCGCUUCGAGGGUACAGAUCGACUGAUGGUUUUGCAAGAGGACUUCACAAAAUGUUACAUUCGUUCCCAUUUGAGCUCCUUGUUAGAAAGUCGAGAGACUGUGGGAAGUGAUUCAAACUAUGCAAAAGUAGUCUCCAAUAUACCUUUCAAUAUAAGCACAGAUGUUGUCAAGCUUCUUCUUCCGAUGGGUGACAUUUUUUCUGAAGUUGUCCUUUUGCUUCAGGAUGAGACUGCUUUACGGUUGGUAGAUGCUUCUUUGGGGACAUCUGAGUACCGGCCCAUAAAUAUUUUUGUGAACUUCUACUCGGAUCCUGAAUACAAAUUCAAGGUCUCAAGGACAAAUUUUUUCCCUCAACCAAAUGUUGAUGCUGCUGUGGUUACAUUCAAACUAAAGCAAGCUGCAAACUAUCCACCAGUUGCUUCAGCUAAAAGUUUCUUUUCAAUGGUAAAUUCUGCCUUCAACGGGAAGCGCAAGAUGCUCCGCAGAUCGCUGCAGCAUACAUGCACUUCUCUUGAGAUUGAAAAAGCUCUCGAGAAUGCAGGCCUGCCAGUUACAUCAAGACCGGGGGAGCUUACUUUAGAUGAUUUUGUGAGAUUGCAUAAUUUAAUUACAAAUGUAUAGUGUACCGAGCCUGCUUGAGAAGAUUGGUUUGUACCACUGCCUCACCACAGGAAUACAGGCACAUCCUUCUAACUCAUUGUUGAAGCUAUGUCAGAUUCAUUCAAUAUCAAUGGUGGAUGAAAGCAGCUAAUCUACACAGCCCAUAUUUAAUUGCUGUGACUGUUUGCACGUAUACCGCAAAAAGAUCAUUGCUAUGGUUUUUGCUCCUGACAGCUUGCUGGCCAAAAAGGGGGAUAAAAAAGAAGAGGAAAAAGAAAGAAAGUGCAUCUCCAUACAUCUUCAUCCGGGAAUCUGGAGCAGGACUGCAGACGUGCUAUCUGUAACAAUACCUUUGCUUUUCUUGGUAUUACCAUAAAAUGUAGUAUUGUAUAUUAGAACUAUGGUACUCUCAAAGAGUAACUCAAUUUUCACUUGAA